This is a messenger RNA of Entamoeba histolytica HM-1:IMSS, 945 nucleotides long. RefSeq names its product RAD23 protein, putative. Gene Ontology annotation, molecular function: polyubiquitin modification-dependent protein binding; damaged DNA binding; ubiquitin binding. The record is from RefSeq and is a predicted model, not a curated record. Gene Ontology annotation, biological process: proteasome-mediated ubiquitin-dependent protein catabolic process; nucleotide-excision repair. NCBI's taxonomy places the organism in Eukaryota, Evosea, Mastigamoebida, Endamoebidae. Bases 1 to 945 code for a protein of 314 amino acids. The transcript is spliced from 2 exons. Gene Ontology annotation, cellular component: cytosol; nucleoplasm.
AUGAAAAUUAUUGUAAAGACUAUUCAAGGAAUAUUAAAUGAAUAUGAAAUUGAACCAGAAACAACAACAGUUGGUGAACUUAAAGGAAUGAUUAAUGCUAAACAAGGAAUUGAUAUUCAAAAUAUUUCUCUUAUUUAUAAGUCUCGUAUGCUUAAAGAUAAUGCUCAAAAUCUUGGUGGUUUAGGUAUUAAUGAAGGUGAUUCAAUUGUUAUGGUAGUUAAGAAGAGUGCUGUUCCUCCUCCUAAACUUGCUCCUGUAACCCAACCAGAAACCCACUCAACUGAACCAAUUCAACAACCUACUACUCAACCUAUUACAACAAACCAACCUUCAACACAACCAGUUGAUAUUUUCCAAUCACAACAACGUCAAACAGUUAACGUUGAACCAACUGAAGAAAAUAUUAAUCAUUUAGUUGAAAUGGGAUUUUUAAGAGAUGAUGCUAUUAAAGCUUUAAGAAAAUCACAAAAUAAUACUGCAAUUGCUGCUGAUUUUCUUAUUAGUGGUGUUGAUUUAGAUAAUAUUCCUGAUCAACCAGCAGGUAGUUAUGAAGAAUACCCUCAAGAGCCAGGAUCUAUUCUUAACUUAACAAAAGAUCAAUUUAUUGAAUUGUGUAGAGAACAACCCCAAAUUAUUGAAUCAUUCAUUCAACAUGUAGAAUCAGAAAAUCCAUCAGCCGCUCAACUUAUAAGAAAUAAUCCAGGUAUGAUCUAUGACAUUAUUAAAAGUCAAACAAAUGACAACAGAGUUCCUUCUGAACCACAACAUACUCAACCACAACCAAAUCAUGCUCCUUCUCAACCACAGUUAUCACCAGAAGAUAAUGCUGCUAUUGAUAGACUAUGUGGUUUAGGAUUUGGUAGAUCACAAUGUCUUCAAGCUUAUAUUGCCUGUGACAAAAAUGAACAACUUGCUGCUAAUUUCCUUUUAGAUGGAUUUGAUUAA